Schizophyllum commune H4-8 is the source of this 246-nucleotide messenger RNA. RefSeq lists its product as uncharacterized. The coding region runs from base 1 to 246 and encodes 81 amino acids. The record is from RefSeq and is a predicted model, not a curated record. NCBI's taxonomy places the organism in Eukaryota, Fungi, Basidiomycota, Agaricomycetes, Agaricales, Schizophyllaceae. The transcript is spliced from 4 exons.
AUGGCCCCCACCUUUGGGGCAUUUUACGCCGACCCCGAGCCGCCGGAGGCGUGCGUGGGGUAUUCUAGGCUGCGCGACGAGGGGCAGGGUAUCGCUACCCCCUCCACUUCCUUUGAGGUCGUGCAGGUCGAUAUUUCGACCCGAGUCGAGAUGCAUCUGACGUCCUCUUCGACGCCACCUAGGCCGCUGAGUGACCGCCGGAAGCACGCGGGGCCUCGCGGAACGUCGCCAAGCUUGAAGCGCUGA